Molecule: messenger RNA, 1047 nt
Organism: Penicillium soppii
Lineage: Eukaryota; Fungi; Ascomycota; Eurotiomycetes; Eurotiales; Aspergillaceae
Product: sterol desaturase family protein
Exons: 1
Coding region: 1-1047 (348 amino acids)
Biological process (GO): ergosterol biosynthetic process
Molecular function (GO): iron ion binding; C-4 methylsterol oxidase activity
Source: RefSeq, a predicted model, not a curated record
AUGGCCGCCCCGAUGCGCAAUCCAAAGGAUUCGAUGAAGUCCACCUGGCGAACCUGGGAUCGCUCGCAGUGGAACUACGGCCACUGGCUUCUGGAAUAUCUAAAUGUGCAUCAUGUCGAACUUGACCAAGAAGUCCCCGUUCAUCAGAAAACGGAAAAGGUCCCUUAUGCACCAGAGAUGCAGUUCCAUCGUUGGAUCAUCCUCCACGGCGGUCUCCCACUCCUCCUCCAUCAACUCUACAUCACCAUCUUCGGCCACCCCUCAGCCUGGCUAGCAUUUGUCUACUACAGUCUAGCCCUAGAAGCCAUCGCCGUGAAAGAAACCCACGUCCUCCGACGCAUGGGCCACAGCCUGGGCUUCUUCGACGGAGACAAACACGCCCGCGACGGCGUACCAGACGUAGGAGUGGGCAAAACUGUGCAAACGGUGCUGUCAGUGAUUAUCCUCCGGCCCAUGCUCACCGUCUUCCUGGCCUAUCGCGCCAACGAAGGCCCCUCAACGAUCCGCUGGGGCUGGCUAAUCUUCGAAACCGGGAUGUACCCUCUCGCCAUCGACUUCUGGUACUACAUCAUGCACCGCUCAGCCCACGAAACAGAAAAUCUCUGGCAAUUCCACCGCACGCACCACCUGACCAAGCACCCUGUUCCGCUGCUGACCGCAUACGCGGACACGGUGCAGGAGUUCAUUGACGUGAUCGGCACGCCGCUGCUCGCGUACAGCACGCUGAAACUACUUGGAUUCCCAAUGGGCUUCUACGAGUGGUGGAUAUGCCAGCAGUACGUGGUGUUCACAGAGAUUCUGGGACACAGUGGGUUGCGGAUGAUUGCUACGGCGGCGAAUCCGUGGACGUGGCUGCUGCGGCUGUGUGAUAUGGAGCUUGUUAUUGAGGAUCACGAUCUUCAUCAUCGCAAGGGCUGGAAGAAUAGCCAUAAUUACGGCAAGCAGACUCGGGUGUGGGAUCGGUUAUUCAAUACCUCCAUUCCUCGGAUAGAGGGGCAUAAGGAUAACAUAGAUUAUGUCAAUACAGCGGAACUUCCCUUAUUCUGA